CAGUUAUAUAAAUAUAUAUACAUAGUUAAGAAAACAUAUCAACAUUGUGAUAUCCAUAGCUUAAAAUCAUGGAGAUUAACAGUGGAGAAAAUCAACAAGAAGAAUCAUGUAGAUGGUUAAAAAAAUACCUAAACCAUCAAAGUGAUUGGUUAGAGAAAACAAGAGGCAAUCUGAUGAUUGUGGCGACGGUCAUAGCAAGUAUGAGUUUUCAAGUUAUGGUUAAUCCUCCAGGUGGCGUUUGGCAAAGUGACGAAUGUUCUGAAAAUCAUGUUGGAGUUUGUAAGCAGAAAGCCGGAACUUCGAUAAUGGAGAACCACUAUAGUACAAAGCGUGAUGUUUAUCUCGGAAUGGUUAUAUUUAGUGCGGUAUCUUUUUCUGCCUCUAUGAGCCUAAUUCUCCUCAUCAUCAUGGGUUUACAACUGAGGAACCGACUGAUAAUGGCGACUGUGGUAAUUUUCAUGACAGUGGCAGUUAUUUGUAUAUCGGGAGCAUUCUAUUGUGCAGUAACUUUGGUUCAUCACCUCGAAGAUCAUUUCAUCACUGCUAUACGAGAAAUUUAUGUGGCAUUUUGGAUCGUGUUUCCUAUUUUAGUACUCAUAAGCCAACUCAUUCGGUUUACAUAUAAGCUUAUUUGUUGUGUAUGUUGUCAACGUCGAAGACGAUCUCCUCGACGGUUGCUGCCAUCGACUCCAACUUCCGCCCGUUAAAAAAGAAGAAAGGUGGCUCGAGCUCACAUAUAAAAUAAAAAAUGGUGAUCACUAGAAGACGUGUAUCUCAUGUCUAGUAUGGUAGUACGGUUUAAGGUUGAUUCAUGACUACAAUAAAAUAAUAUUAUAUGUGAUCAAAAGAUGUAUAUGGGUUUGUAUUGUUUAAUGGGAACAUUGAAGAAAUUUAUAUUUCACUAGCCAAUUUCCCUAA
This is a messenger RNA of Raphanus sativus (radish), 918 nucleotides long. RefSeq lists its product as uncharacterized. The record is from RefSeq and is a predicted model, not a curated record. Bases 69 to 707 code for a protein of 212 amino acids. The transcript has 2 exons. Lineage: Eukaryota; Viridiplantae; Streptophyta; Magnoliopsida; Brassicales; Brassicaceae.